AUGGCAACCCCUUUCCAGAAUACCUACCACCUCCGCAAAGUCGCCGACGUAACCCCCUCCCCUCCCCCAUCCUCAACCAAAAACUGACAAACAAUACAAGACGUCCUCAAAACCCUGCACAAUAUGCUAUAAACAUACACCGCAAGUUCUGAUAACCCCGGACCAGAAAGACUUUUUCUACGUGUGCCUCUCGCACACACGGGACCGGGGCUUCGCUACCGCAGUUGUGCCGACGAUGAAGGAGGAGACGGAGGGGGCACGGAAGGUACGAGAGGAUAAGGAGUUGGAGGCGGAGGUGGAGAGGGUUAAGAGGGAGUUUUUGGAGAAGGAGAGGAGGGGGAAGGAGGAGAAGGGGAAGGGGAAGGAUAAAGAAAAGGAGGGGGAGGAAGAGAAAAAGAAGGAGGAGGAGAGGAAGAAGGAGGAGAGCAAGAAGGAGGAGGAGAGGAAGAAGGAGAAGGAGAAGGAGGAAGAGGAGAAGGAGAAAAAGAAUGAGGAACCGAGGAUUUUUGCAUUGCAUAAGUAGGUUCCCGAGGUUGAACUUCUGUCACUGGUGCCGGUGGGCGUCCUAACCUUGGGACCAUGACAGAACAGUUUUCGAAUCCCGCGUCCGCCGCUACCGGCAAGUCCUGCUGGCAAAGCUAAAUCAAGACCGAUUGCGCAACGGAGCGUUCCCAUCGGUGCCGACCGGCUUGCCGUGA
Messenger RNA from Tuber aestivum (summer truffle), 698 nucleotides. Lineage: Eukaryota; Fungi; Ascomycota; Pezizomycetes; Pezizales; Tuberaceae. The record is from the annotation of a GenBank genome assembly.